Molecule: messenger RNA, 726 nt
Organism: Oncorhynchus masou masou (cherry salmon)
Lineage: Eukaryota; Metazoa; Chordata; Actinopteri; Salmoniformes; Salmonidae
Product: acyl carrier protein, mitochondrial-like
Exons: 5
Coding region: 79-552 (157 amino acids)
Biological process (GO): fatty acid biosynthetic process
Cellular component (GO): mitochondrion
Molecular function (GO): acyl binding; acyl carrier activity
Source: RefSeq, a predicted model, not a curated record
CUGUGCUAUGUAGUGGAAACCGCCUUGUCUUUCAAAACGCGUGUUUUGCUUUGCACCCUGGGAUUGAUCCUCAAAACCAUGGCGUCCCGUGUCCUAGCGCAGUGUGUCCGCCAGCUCCCCCGGUCUUCCGUGAGACUCUCGUCGGGUAACAUUGCAGUGAGAACCGCAGCUGUCCCGGUCCUAUUCAACCCCCGACCGUUGUCCUUCAUUGCCAGCAGUCAGCGGACCCGGUGGAUCGAACAAACACGGAUCUCCAGCUCAGUGGGAGUGUUCUGUAGACAGUAUGGAGACAUGCCUCCCCUCACCAUUGAAAGCAUUAAAGAACGAGUCAUGUACGUCCUCAAGCUCUACGACAAGAUCAACCCAGAGAAGCUGGCGACGUCGUCCCACUUCCUGAAGGACCUGGGGUUAGACAGCUUGGACCAGGUAGAGAUCAUUAUGGCCAUGGAGGAUGAGUUUGGGUUUGAGAUCCCGGAUGUGGAGGCAGAGAAGCUGAUGUCUCCUCAGGAUAUCGUCCAGUACAUCGCUGACAAGAAGGACGUGUAUGAAUAAGAAUGAACCAGGAACUACUAGCACCCCCAGAAGCCCUGAUGAUGCUGUCCGACUGGCUGGGCAGCGUCACCCCCCCCCUCCUCCGAUGUCUUGUGUUCCACUGUAUUUAAUGAACAUGUGUAUUGUCCUCCUGUGUUUGGGAGGUUGAAAAUAAACAUCACUUUUAUGGUUGGA